Molecule: messenger RNA, 717 nt
Organism: Lathyrus oleraceus (garden pea)
Lineage: Eukaryota; Viridiplantae; Streptophyta; Magnoliopsida; Fabales; Fabaceae
Exons: 2
Coding region: 1-717 (238 amino acids)
Molecular function (GO): RNA-DNA hybrid ribonuclease activity; nucleic acid binding
Source: RefSeq, a predicted model, not a curated record
AUGAUAGUGAAUCCACCAAGUGAUUUCACCGACAUGAUGAAUAUGGGGAUGCGUCUCGAGGAAGGUGUCCGUGAGGGACGAUUGGUUAAAGAAGGUGGUUCAUCUCGAGGCGUCAGAAAUUUAGAAGUUGGGUUCUCUAAGAAGAAAGAGAAAGACAUCAGUGUGGUGAUGUUGUUGUCAGAAUACGAUAUUGAGUACCAUACCCAGAAAGCAAUAAAAGGAAGUAUCUUGGCUAACCAUUUAGCUCACCAGCCAAUUGACGACUAUCAAUCCAUUCAAUUUGACUUCCUCGAUGAGGUUGUAAUGUACUUAAAAGUGAAAGAUUGUGAUGAACCGUUGACAAGUGAAGGGCCAAACCCAAAAUCCCAUUGGGGUUUGAUAUUUGAUGGAGCUGCUAAUGCUUAUGGAAAUGGAAUUGGGGCAGUCAUUGUCACCCCUCAAGGUUCUCAUAUUCCAUUUACCACAAGAUUAACAUUCACUUGUACGAAUAAUGUGGUAGAGUAUGAAGCAUGCAUUAUGGGUCUUGAAAAGGCUAUCCACUUGAGAAUCAAAAUUUUGGAUGUAUAUGGAGAUUCAGCUUUGGUGAUUAAUCAGAUAAAAGGAGAAUGGGAAACCCGUCAGUCUGGUUUGAUUCCUUACAAGGAUUAUGCUAGGAGGUUAUUAAAUUUCUUAACCAAAUUGAAUUUCAUCAUAUACCUCGUAAGGAGAACCAGAUAG